Molecule: messenger RNA, 1967 nt
Organism: Magnolia sinica
Lineage: Eukaryota; Viridiplantae; Streptophyta; Magnoliopsida; Magnoliales; Magnoliaceae
Product: ATP sulfurylase 2-like
Exons: 5
Coding region: 131-1573 (480 amino acids)
Biological process (GO): sulfate assimilation
Molecular function (GO): sulfate adenylyltransferase (ATP) activity; adenylylsulfate kinase activity
Source: RefSeq, a predicted model, not a curated record
CAAAUCUCCUCCACAGCAAUAAAACCGCCUUUAUCAUUGGAGGCGGAAGAACGGACAGCUGCCCCCGAUUUGGAGGAUCGUGAAACGCCCCUGACUCCCUCUCUCUCUCUCCCUCCUUCUCUUUCCUACCAUGGCGCUAACCACGCCCAGUGCGCACGUUAUCAACCUACGCUCCACAGUCAGCACCCCAACAAGUAAUAGAAUCCACUGCAGAAUCCUCCCAUCUCACCCCAUUUACCAUUUUAACCCUCUAACCCUCUCCCCCUCCCUCUCUUUCUCUCUCCCAAUGUCUUCUCCUUCUAAGGGCAUUCCCGUCAUUAAGAGCUCACUCAUCGACCCCGACGGAGGAUCCCUCGUUGAUCUCGUCGUGCCGGAGAAGGACCGAGCUUCAAAGAGGGCGGAGGCAGUGUCGAUGCCUAAGGUGAGGCUCGGAAAGAUCGAUCUUGAGUGGGUCCACGUGAUCAGCGAGGGGUGGGCCAGCCCGCUACGGGGGUUCAUGAGGGAGGAGGAGUACUUGCAGAGCUUGCAUUUCAAUUCCCUGAGGCUGGCGGACGGGACCGUCGUCAACAUGUCGCUUCCAAUCGUGCUGGCUAUCGAUGAUCGGGAUAAGGAGGCGAUUGGCACGUCGUCAGACGUGGCGUUGGUCAGCCCGCAGGAUGUUCUCAUCGGUAUUCUCCGGAGUGUUCAAAUAUAUAAGCAUAACAAGGAAGAAAGAAUCGCCAGAACAUGGGGAACGACUGCGCCGGGGUUACCUUAUGUUGAAGAGGCAAUUAGUCCUGCUGGAAAUUGGCUUAUCGGUGGGGACCUUGAAGUGUUGGAACCCAUCAAAUAUAACGAUGGUCUCGAUCAUUACCGGCUCUCUCCACAGGAACUCCGCAAAGAGUUUGACAAGCGUGAAGCAGAUGCAGUGUUUGCUUUUCAGCUGAGGAACCCUGUUCAUAAUGGGCAUGCGUUGUUAAUGAACGACACACGCAAACGUCUUUUGGAUAUGGGUUACAGGAAUCCUAUACUUUUGCUUCACCCAUUAGGCGGUUUUACGAAGGCAGAUGAUGUGCCUUUGGAUGUACGGAUGGAACAACAUAGCAAGGUUCUAGGAGAUGGAGUUCUUGACCCUGAGACUACUAUCGUGGCUAUAUUUCCAUCACCCAUGCAUUAUGCUGGACCAACUGAAGUACAGUGGCAUGCAAAGGCCCGGAUAAAUGCUGGUGCUAAUUUCUAUAUUGUGGGCCGUGAUCCUGCUGGUAUGGGUCAUCCCACAGAGAAGAGGGACUUGUAUGAUCCAGAUCAUGGGAAAAGGGUUUUGAGCAUGGCUCCUGGCUUAGAAAAGCUGAACAUUUUACCAUUCAGGGUAGCGGCAUAUGACACAGUAGAAAAGAAGAUGGCCUUUUUUGAUCCUUCGCGUGCUAAAGAUUUUCUCUUCAUCUCCGGCACCAAGAUGCGGACAUUUGCAAGAAAUGGGGAGAACCCUCCUGAUGGUUUUAUGUGCCCUGGGGGGUGGAAAGUUCUUGUGAACUAUUACAAGAGCUUGCAAGCUGAAGAGUCGAGUCAGCCCUCAGCCGUUUUGUCCUCUUAAGUAGAACAUCCUGUGGCAACCACAGCUUAAGAAGCAGUUCCGUGACCAAAGAAGUGCAAGAUAUUUUUCUUUUGGGGUAUGGAGCACCUAGAAGAAUCUGGUAAAUUUCGACAAGUGCGCAUUAUUCUCUCUCUCUCUCUCUCUUUAUUUUUAUUUUAUUUUAUUUUAAUUUUAAUUAUUGCGGAUUUUGGUGCUAAUUCAUGGCUAUAUGAUUAAUUGCUGAAGCAUUGUGUCAAAGAGGUAAUAAAGACAGCGUGUUGUAGCGAUAAACAAAUAGGAAUCAAUUAGAGUGGCAGUUGCAUUUUCCUUUGAUAUUUAUGAGAAAUUCUCUUCGAGUUUUCUUGUCAUUAUUUGGGAAGCUCUGUUGGGAUCCAUUCUUACUAUCAACUCAAAA